AACAAUACGAAAACAUUAACACAUAUAUACAGACGGAACAAUCUCUGGUUUACGUGCGCGGCUCAGAGCGGAAGUGCAACCGCGCGCAGACGAGGCUGUCUGGGCGACGGUCCCGGAGACGCGGCGCUGGAGGACGAGCUGAUGGUCUGCUGCAAUACCAAUAAUGGGAAGGAAGGAUGCUAGUGCCUCUAAAAUUCCAAUUGAUCACUACCGGAAACAAAUUGGUAAACAAGAUUAUAAGAAAACCAAAUCAGUUUUAAAAGCAACGCGAUUGAAAGCAGAAGCAAAGAAAACAGCACCAGGAAUAAGGGAUGUGACACUCAUCAUUGCGGCUAUAGUGAUUUUACUUGUGGCUAUUUAUGGCUUCUUUUAUCUGAAACUCACCGCAGAAGUUGAUCUUAAUCCAGACCGGGAUGAAAAUUAGCAAUAGAAUGGCUCUUUCAAGGAUACAUAAUCCUCUGUGAUGCAUAAAUAAACCACUGGGGUUUAUAGAUGGAUGUUGGACUACAAAAGAAGCAUAUAUGACUUUUCAGGGUUCAUAUACCAAGAUUUACUUUCAACAAAUUCAGCAGAUUUACAAGCCAAGUCCUGUGCUCAAAGAAGUGCAUUUCAGAAUAUUUUAAUUGGUGCUCAUUAAUUUUUGAAGAUUCAGUUUUGCUUUGAAAAGCUGAGCAGUGUAUGGCAUGAAUGCUCUGGUUCAAUCAGACACCUGUACCGACAUGUUCCGCAGUUGGUUGCAGCAGAGCUGCUGCAAUGUACUUCACUCGUAAGUUGAGUACAAAGAAAUAUCACUGGUUACUCAAUGUGCAUUGGUGGAUAUUAAGUAAGGGCAUGAGCAGAGUUGGUUGUAUAUCGCAUACUGACUGAUGUUUUUAGCUUAAAUAGGAACCAAUGACAAGACAGACAAAAAUUAGCAAGACUAAAUUUCAGCAGGAAGGAAAAUUUCUCUUUGAAAAAUAUCAAAUAUCAGCACUAACACCAAGUUUGUAAAUAAGACGUUUUUUGUCUUAAGCUGAUCCAAACAAUGUAACACGCUAUUGUACCAGAAACAGUCCAUGUAUAGCAGCAGUUUUACGAUUUUUGAAAUGGAGAUAGGCAAAUGAAAGUAACAAUGGUUAACGAUGAAAUCAAUAAAUAUGUUGCUAACAACUUAGUAGUUUUGUAUGUUAGGUUUUAAGUGGAGAAAGCAUUAUUGAUUAUGGGAAUUGGCUACUUCAGAUUUAUGGGUAUGAAGUCGCAGUGGUGGAGUAACUAAAAUGGUUAUCUCAUGUUGCAUUAACUCUAAUAGGAAUAACAGCAAUAAAAUCAGUAGUAAUUAUACCUAAAUUUAGAAGGACAUGUUGCAAGAACAGCAUUACAACAGAUAGCUUAUGUGAAGCACUCUUUUAACCUUAAAAUAAUCUUAGCAAUUCUUUUCAUCAUGAUUCAAUCCUUUAAUAAGUAAAUGUAAUUUUUUUAAACCUCUUUGAACAAACACAUAUCUACAAACAAGCAUUGCUAUCAGUUCACUACCCAAUGGUAAAUACCCAUAUUAACAAUACCAGGGGUAGAAGAGAGUAGGAGCAAGAGGCAAAAAAAAAGAGCGCAUACAUGCAAUUACAUACAAACACAAAACAUACACAUGAUCUACAUACUUUACAUCACCCCUCAAAGUAGAUUUACAUCUAUUUUAAAUAAAAUCACAGUCCUCAGUAAAUCAACUCAAGUCCUACAUUUUACUAGCCCCCUGUAUGGGCCUUUCACUGUGCCAGGUACACGAUAACAGAGUUCCGUCUUUCCAAGUAAGAGUCCAUUUUCAGUUGUAAACUUGCAGUGAUAUUUCAAGUCAAGUCAAGUCACUUUUUAUUGUCAUUUCAACCAUAACUACUGGUAUAGUACAUAGUAAAAAUAAGAUGACGUUUUUUUCAGGACCAUGGUGUUACACGACACAGUACAAAAACUAGACUGAACUACGUAAAAAAAAAACAACACAGAAAAAAAAUACACUAGACUACAGACCUACCCAGUUCACUUUGUUCAGUCUCUGUAUCCAUUGUUCCAAAGUGGGUGGGUGAGGUUUAAGCCAGUUGACAGUUAUCAUUUUAUGAGCAAUCAGAAUCAAGACUCUUAACAUGUAUAGCUUAUUCUUCUCUAAUGCAGAUUGCGGGAGGUUGCCUAAAAUUAAAUGACUAGGUUUAAAGGGUAUACUUAUAUCUAAAAUCCUUCUUAUUUCCUCAUUGACCUUGUACCAAAAUUCCCCUAAUUUGGUACAGUCCCAGAAUAUAUGUGCAAAAUCUCCCACUGGGCCACAGCCUUUCCAGGAAAGUCUGCUGUUUUUUUCUGAGUAUAAUGAUAUUACUAACAGGGUUGUAAAGUACCUCAUCCUUAUUUUCCAAGCAAAUUACCUCCAAUUGGGCCUAUUCAAGCAUUUAUGCCAUGACUGCCAAGACCUCGCCCACUCUUCCUCUUCUAUUAUGGUAUUUACCUCCACAUCCCACUUAUGUUUGACAUCUAACAUGUUAUCCAUUGUAUCCAGGUGCUUUUUUUAUAUACACAAGAUAAAAUUUUCUGGAAUUGUGUCCUACCCAUGAUGAUCUCUAUCCAAAAUGUUUCCAAGUUAUUUGGCUGUAUUUUAAGAUUGUUCCAUUCUUUGUGUGAAGUAAGGUAAUGUCUAAUUUGGAGGAAUCUAUAAAAGUCAUUUGAUACAAGGUCAAAUUCAGUUUGAAGUUGGGAGAAACGUUUGAUUGCCUCACCAUCAAACAUCCACAAGAACCAGGCCUCUUUGUGCCCACCUGUUAAAACCAGAAUCCAGUCUUGCUGGAAUAAAAUCUGAAAUGAAUGCAGUUCUGGUUGCCCUUAAUAUAGUCCUUGGAAGAUCUAAUUUUUUUCAUAAUUUUAUCCCAUACUUUCAAUGUUUAGUUAACUCAUUCAUUCUGAGUCUCAACAUUCUUCCACGCGUUUGGAUUUAAAAAGGGAAGAGCUGCUAAAGAUAACUCGCCAAUUGAAUUUUGCUCUACAUGAACCCAUCUUGAAUCCACGUCUUCUCUGAUCCAUGACACAAUUGCUCUUAAUUGGGCAGCCCAAUAAUAGGUCCUUAAAUGAGGUAAAGCUAAACCUCACUUUUUUAUUUGAGUAUAACACUUUAGUCUCACACUGGGCCUCUUUUUCUGCCAUGUAAACCUACUGAUGAGUCAUCCAACAUUUUAAAAGUAGAUAUAGGAACAAUUAUGGGUAGAGCACUGAAAAGAAAAAAAACCUGGGCAAAAUAUUCAUCCUGAUCACUUCUACUCCACCUAUCAGUGAUAAAGGAAGCAUCUCCCAAUGCUCAAGAUCUCUCCUCACUUGAUUAAUAAGUUUAACAUAAUUGGCUUCAAAGAGCUGGGAGGAACUGUGAGUUAGACAAACUCCCAAAUAUCUAAAGCCCUGUUUUGGGCAAUGAAAAGUCACUUCAUCAUCCAGCUGAAUUGGCUACCUCAGAUUUAUGGGUCUGAAGUUACAGUAGUGAAGUAACUAAAAUGGUUGUCUCAUGUUGCAUUAAAUCUAAUAGGAACAACAGCAAUAAAAUCAGUAGUAAUUGUACCUAGAUUUAGAAGGACAUGUUGCAAGAACAGCAUUACAACAGAUAGCUUAUGUUAAGCGCUGUUUUACCUUAAAAUAAUUUUGUCAAUUCUUUUCAUCAUGAUUCAAUCCUUUAAUAAGUAAAUGUAAUUUUUAAAUUUUCCAAACCUGCAGUCUGACAAUUGCUUAGAGAAUGCAUUUCUUGUUAGGCUUUGGAAUAUUACUGUCACAACUUUAACCAUACUGUUAAUGGAAAGACAAUCUCUUAUUUGUUGACUUAAAUUUGUGUGUAUGGUAUAUUAAGAAGUAUUAUAAAGCUUAAUGUGUUUUGCCAAG
Molecule: messenger RNA, 3873 nt
Organism: Hypanus sabinus (Atlantic stingray)
Lineage: Eukaryota; Metazoa; Chordata; Chondrichthyes; Myliobatiformes; Dasyatidae
Gene: triqk
Product: triple QxxK/R motif containing
Exons: 4
Coding region: 164-424 (86 amino acids)
Cellular component (GO): endoplasmic reticulum membrane
Source: RefSeq, a predicted model, not a curated record